This is a messenger RNA of Cucurbita pepo subsp. pepo (vegetable marrow), 4021 nucleotides long. RefSeq names its product transcription coactivator. The record is from RefSeq and is a predicted model, not a curated record. NCBI's taxonomy places the organism in Eukaryota, Viridiplantae, Streptophyta, Magnoliopsida, Cucurbitales, Cucurbitaceae.
UUACUUCACUUUCCUCUCUCUCUGACCUUCGUAUCUAUUUUCAUCUCGGUGUCGCCAUUAUUCAAACUUCCUCUGAAGGAUUCAGCCCGGAAUCAACAAAAUCGCUCUCUGAUUCUACUCCAUUUCCACUCUCCCAAAGAUCUUCGCCAGAUUCUCACUCUUCAUCUACCUCCGCCAAUUUGUUCGCAGUACAGAUUGAAGUUCCGGAUUCUGAUGUUUUACACUCUCUCUGGCUUCCUAGGGUAUCGUUUCGUCUAUCGUAUUUGAGUUGUCGAUGGAAAUUGACUCUUGCGAAAUAUUUUUAGGCGUUAAGUUCGUUCUAUUUGGAUUCAAUUACGUCGAUGAGAAACAGGUUCGGUCGAAGCUAAUCGAUGGCGGAGGGGUUGAUGUUGGUCAGUAUGGCCCGAGUUGUACUCAUGUGAUCGUGGAUAAGAAUAAGAUUGUUUAUGAUGAUCCUGUUUGUGUUGCUGCUCGAAAUGACGGCAAGUUGCUUGUCACGGGCUUAUGGGUUGAUCAUAGACAUGGUUCUGGGUUGCUCGCAGAUGCUAGUUCGGUAUUGUACAGACCCUUGAGAGGGCUGAAUGGUAUCCCGGGGGCUAAAAGUUUGAUCAUGUGCUUGACUGGGUAUCAACGACAGGAUAGAGAUGAUGUUAUGACAAUGGUUGGCUUGAUAGGUGCUCAAUUCUCUAAGCCACUGGUGGCAAAUAAAGUUACCCACCUCAUAUGUUACAAAUUUGAAGGGGACAAAUAUGAGCUUGCUAAAAAACUGAGGACCAUAAAGCUUGUCAAUCAUCGUUGGCUGGAAGACAGCUUGAGGGAAUGGAUGCUACUUCCGGAAUCAGAUUACAACAUGAGUGGAUAUGACAUGGAAAUGUUUGAAGCUGAGGCUAAGGAUUCUGAAGAAGAAUCUAACAGUGACAUCACCAAACAUUCCGCGAAGAGAAACACGAAGAGUCCUGACAACAUGAAAUUUGGUUUGCAUUCAACCAGUGGAAUACCUAAUACACUGCCAGCUUCAAGGACAUUAGAUGACCGCACAAACAUUGCUGAUACUAAGAUCAUGUUGACAGUUCCUACUACCGACACUAAAUUUAGUCCUUCUGGAAAGUUUGACAAGCAUGGUGCUGUCGGGAGACCUACUUGUCAGGAAGAUGAUGGUUUUAGUGCUCCUUGGACUUUUAUGCCAUCUGACAUGCAUAUCCAAACUUCUGAAUCUGAGAAGCCGAAAGUGAAAAAUGAGGUGGUGACAACUCCAUCAAUUGCAGCAAGGUCCCCGCGGCUGUGUGCUACCAGUUACUCUAGGAAAAGCUCAUCGAAGUCUCCACUUCCACUGUUUUCAGGAGAAAGAUUGGACAGAGCUGAUAUCUCAUGUAAAAUGGCAGUAGUUGAAAUGAAAGAUAAUAUUAGUGGUGAUGUAUCGUCAGCAAAAAUGGACAAAGUGAAGUACGCAACUUUCGCAGGCCACGAGCAAAAUUCUUCGUGGGGAACUGACUUAUUUGGCACAGGAGAUUCAAAUGCUACAUUGCCUCUGAAAAGGAUUUCAGAUGUAUCUUGCGACGUUUCUCCAUCUCAUAAAAUGAGCGAGAACUCAAAAUCAUGUACCCUGAAUAGCCCAUCCGUUGACGAAAAAUUUUUAGGGUUGGAAAUGAGAAGUGUUUCUUUAAACAACAAUGAUUAUAGUGAGCGUCGUGCUAAGAACUUGCAGCAUAGUAGGGCUAUUACUGACAUCCCUAGUUCUAUCAAAAAACCAUUGACAUGCGACUUACCUAUCAGCGAUGGUGUAAGCUCUCCAACUGAAGAUGUCUCUGAGGACAGCAAGAAGACUCCUCGAACCCGCUUCCAGAUAUCAGGAAAAGUCAUGUCACCUGAUAAGCCCGACAAGCUAAAUCAUGAUUACGGGAUUUUGGGAGAUGUGGUUGGAAAGACUAAAGAAACAGAUAGGCAGCAGAAUGGUGUUUCGGCUACAUCUGAAAGUGAUAGAGGUACCAAGGCUACGAACUCAGCUUCGCCCACUAAUUUGAAUUUUUCUGUUCAAAGUAGCGACUUUCCUUCCAAACAACAAAGAAUAAAGAUGUUCGCCAAAAAGAGCUUGGGUUCUAGACCAAAGUUGGGCAGUGCCGGUCGCAAGGGUUCUAUUCUCACGAAUAAAACCACUUCCUUGAAUUAUUCAGUUUCUUCAUCUUGUGGGAAUGAUGAAAAACUCUUCAGCUCAUCUCCUCAAGAUGUCAGUAUUGGAGUGAAACAGGUUGUGGAGACAACAGAUAUGGGGGAUAUUUCUCACAACUAUGAAGCCAUGGAUGAGGAUGACAAAACUACAAAUCCAGAAAAUAAAGAAGCAGAUUUUGAGCAGCAAACGAUGGAUAAGGAGAAUUUUAAGGAAGUUCAGUUAAUGAGCGAUGAGGAUAAGCCAGCAAAAGAGACUGCAUCUGGAGUAAAAUGUAACAAUAGUACUAGUUUACUUGAUGAUACGAUUCCUUCGGGUACAGAAGAAGUGAUUGAACCCAGAGAACCCGUUUUCAUUGGGGAUGUACAGCUGGAUGAAUUAAGAGUAGAAGAUGAAAAAUCAAAAUUGAAUGUAGGAGAGAGAAGUCCAACGGAAGAAACAACGUCGAUAAACUCAUCGAAAAUGAAGUCUAAACAAGGUAAGGUUGGUAAAGCACCCCGUAAGAAAAAUGAGAAGACUGGGAAGAAACCCCAGUUGCUUGCUGCAGGUCGUCAUACUGAAGUCCAUACUAUACCCGAUUAUAAGUCAGAGAAGGAAAAUGAGCCAUGUAAUGUAGGUGAUAAAACUACCGAUCUUGUUGAGCAUUGUUUAGAUAAACCUGCGGUCAAGUCUAAUACAAAUCAAAGAAAGGCCAAUAAAAAAUAUUCAGAGAUCAGUGUCAAUUCUUCCAUAGAAGUUGAAGACGUUUUGAGAGAAGUAAAACCUGAACCCGUAUGUUUUAUCUUGAGUGGACAUCGGCUACAAAGGAAGGAGUUUCAGAAGGUAAUCAAGCAUUUGAAAGGUAGAGUUUGCAGAGAUUCUCAUCAGUGGUCAUAUCAGGCUACACAUUUUAUAGCCCCCGAUCCAGUCCGUAGAACUGAAAAGUUUUUUUCGGCUGCAGCAUCUGGAAGGUGGAUUCUCAAAUCUGAUUAUCUAACAGAUAGUAGUCAGGCUGGAAAACUCUUGACGGAGGAACCUUAUGAAUGGUACCAAAAUAGCCUCACUGAAGACGGAGCAAUCAAUUUGGAAGCUCCUAGGAAGUGGCGGCUCUUGAGGGAGAAAACGGGUCAUGGUGCUUUCUAUGGAAUGCGUAUUAUCAUAUAUGGGGAAUGUAUUGCUCCACCUCUGGAUACUCUCAAGCGUGCUGUUAAGGCUGGAGAUGGAACAAUACUAGCCACAUCUCCACCUUACACUAAAUUCCUUAACUCUGGAGUUGAUUUUGCUGUUGUCAGCCCUGGCAUGCCACGUGCUGAUAUGUGGGUCCAAGAGUUCUUAAAUAAUGAGAUACCCUGUGUAGCAGCUGAUUACUUGGUUGAAUAUGUCUGCAAACCUGGCUAUCCUCUUGAUAAACAUGUUUUGUACAAUACUCAUGCAUGGGCGGAAAAAUCUUUUGGCAACCUUCAGAGUAGAGCAGAAGUUUCCAAAGACGAGAGCCCACAGGACGAUUGUAGCGAUAACGAUAUAGCUUGCCAAGAGUGCGGGUCUCAAGAUAGAGGUGAAGUGAUGCUCAUUUGUGGCAAUGAAGAUGGUUCAAUUGGUUGUGGAAUUGGCAUGCAUACAGAUUGCUGCAAUCCUCCAUUACUGGAUAUUCCAGAGGGUGAUUGGUUUUGUUCAGACUGUAUUAGUAGUAGAAACAGCAACUCUCCAAAUAAAAGGAAGAAGGGAGUGUCAGUGAAGAGGAAGUAACAUUAGAUUUUGCAUAUUAAUUUUAAUGAUCAGAAAAGUUGUGUUCUAAAUCUUGUAUAUUUCCGUCUUGCUUAAACAAUUGAAGUUGAAUGUACCAUUCCAGGUCUUUUAGAUGGCAUGGGGGUUUCCUCA